AUGUCUGAAGAAAAAUCAAUGGGCCAUGCCUAUAGAAACACAGAAGAAGGUAGCUUUGGCGUGCUGAACUUUCGAGAUUUAGGUGUCUCCUCUGCUGAUAAUGCCGAGAAAAAAAAGUAUGUCAAAGAAGGACUAGUUUUCAGAUCUGCUACAUUGGACAAUAUGAGCCAGGAGGAUGUGGAUGCUUUUAUUAAAGCUCAUAAUAUCAAUACCAUUCUUGACUUGCGUACAGGUAUGGAAGGAAGAGAGGGCCUGCCUAUUGACAAGAGCUUUCCCACAAGCGCUCUGGAUAGUUUGGACGCCUCGACCUUGGUAGACGACGAUGUCUCUAUAAAGGCACAGACCUCUGAGAAUUUCGAUACAACAGGACAUGGCACGCUGAUUAGAAAAAAGUACAGAGUGGAUUUUGCAGGAAAGAACUUUCAAAGAUAUUGCGUCUUUGCAUCUUGUUCUUUCCAUUUGAAACUAUACAUCAUCUAUCUGAUGGCAUUUUGUCAGCGCAAGAAAGCAGCAUACAUUAUUGGGCAAAAGGUGUUGACACCCAUGGGCGUGAAUAAGAUGUACAGAGAGUUUGCCACCUACUGUAAAGCAGAAAUUCGAGAGGCUUUGAUGGUGUUUGCCGAUCCUCAAAACUAUCCCAUUGAAAUUCACUGCACUCAAGGCAAAGACAGAACUGGUAUGGUAUCCGCAUUGAUCCUCUCUAUUGCUGGAGUGCCUGAAGAUAUUAUUGUCAACGACUAUGCCAAGACACAAAAGGCUUUAGCACCUAUCUAUGACGAAAUGCUUGAAGAAGUGCGAAGGUCUGGAUUAUCCGAAGACUUUGCUCAAGCACCGCCUCAAAAUAUGAGAGAUUUAUUAAGCUUUUUGAACAAGGAGUAUGGAUCCAUUGAGAAUUAUUUGGAUGCUAUUGGUUUUGGUAAAGAGCUUCGCGACAGAGUUAGAAGUGUAAUUUGUGUUUGA
Mucor velutinosus is the source of this 960-nucleotide messenger RNA. RefSeq names its product Cytochrome b5 heme-binding domain-containing protein. The record is from RefSeq and is a predicted model, not a curated record. Gene Ontology annotation, biological process: dephosphorylation. Bases 1 to 960 code for a protein of 319 amino acids. NCBI's taxonomy places the organism in Eukaryota, Fungi, Mucoromycota, Mucoromycetes, Mucorales, Mucoraceae. The transcript has 5 exons. Gene Ontology annotation, molecular function: phosphoprotein phosphatase activity.